This is a messenger RNA of Gopherus evgoodei (Goodes thornscrub tortoise), 1098 nucleotides long. It is a transcript of the gene GEMIN6, whose product is annotated as gem nuclear organelle associated protein 6. The coding region runs from base 211 to 711 and encodes 166 amino acids. The record is from RefSeq and is a predicted model, not a curated record. The transcript has 4 exons. Gene Ontology annotation, biological process: spliceosomal snRNP assembly; spliceosomal complex assembly. Gene Ontology annotation, cellular component: nucleus; SMN complex. Lineage: Eukaryota; Metazoa; Chordata; Testudines; Testudinidae.
AGCACGUGAGCUAGUCCAACUACGCAGCACCGAUAGCAAUCAGGAAACUACAGAACAGGGGCUUCUGGGGGCAGGAAAUGAGGUCUGUGAGCAAAGCGUGCUGGGGUGCACGUUGGGCCAUGCUUUUCCGGGCUCGGGGGUGUAUCGCUGCUUGUGAGGGUGAGCCAGCUGUUCGCUUCAGCACUGUUGCAUGUUCAAUGAGUGGGAAAUAUGAGUGAAUGGCAGAGGAAAAGUCCUUUAGAAUGGCAGACUUAUGUGAACAAAGAAGUAAAAGUCACAGCUGCUGAGAAACAUGAAUACAAGGGAUGGGUCUUAACAGUUGACCCAGUUUCUGCAAAUGUUGUCCUAGUGAAGUUCAUGGAGAAUGGAAAAGUAUGUGUCUCAGUCAUCCUGGGUCACGCUGUACAGAAAGUUGAAAUAGUGAAUGAAGGGGAUGAUGAAAUGAAGGAGCAGCUUGCUCACCUAUUCAUGCCAGAAGAGAGCAAAGUUUAUGGCCACGAAGAACUAGAGAAGAAGAAGAGCAGCCUGAAGACUUGGCUGGAGACCAAUCACAUCCCUGUAACAGAACAAGGCGAGUCACAAAGAACACUGUGUGUGGCAGGUGUAUUAACUAUCGACCCACCGUAUGGGCCAGAAGACUGCAGCAGCUCCAAUGAAAUUAUUUUGUCUCGAGUCCAGAGCUUGAUACAAGGCCAUCUUGCAACACAGUAAUAAUGGACAAGUUGACAAACGCUUCUCAUCUAAAACUCUUCUAUUUCUUUAUCUAACACUGUCUCAGAUGAAAGAUUGAGUUGAUGAAUCUUGUCUUCCUGUGUCCCUCCCCUCUGUGUCCGCCUUUAAUUGCCUCUCCUACCUGUGGGUGACAAAGAUUGUUGGAGUGGUAAAUACUGAGGAGGACAGGACAGUCAUACGGCACAAUCUAGAUACAGCCACAUUCAAAAUUAUGCAGUUAGGGACAUGGAAUGCAGGCUCCCCCUACAGAAAGCAGAGCCUCCGAAAAAGAUUUAAGGGUCAUAGUGCAAAAGCAACCCAAGCUGAGCUCUGAGGGCAAUUCUGUGGCAAAGAGGGCUAAUGUGAUCCUUCGAUGUAUAAAUAGGG